Telopea speciosissima is the source of this 1431-nucleotide messenger RNA. RefSeq lists its product as uncharacterized. The coding region runs from base 1 to 1431 and encodes 476 amino acids. NCBI's taxonomy places the organism in Eukaryota, Viridiplantae, Streptophyta, Magnoliopsida, Proteales, Proteaceae. The transcript has 2 exons. The record is from RefSeq and is a predicted model, not a curated record.
AUGCAUAAUAGCAGUCAGACUGCUGUUCUUGGAUCAAGUAGUGCAUCUCAUAACCGAGUCACAUUUGACAAUAGGAGUUCUACAGUUAUGCAUGAUAGUGGGGUUGCUUUUACUGAAAUUGGUAUGCCUAGUAGGUGUAGGAGUGCUAGUAUUGUGAGAUCUACUACAACUAUUACUACCAUUGUAGAUUUGGGAAGUAAUGAUGCAAUCAUUCCAUCACCUGAUCCAACCAAUCCAUCAGCUAGCAGGGUACUUGAGGGUGAGGAACAGGAAGUGAACAAUGACACAUCAGAUUCUGAUUAUGUAGCUAGAGAAUUUGAUGAUUUAAGUGACAGUUCAGAGAGUUGUGAUGAAGACUAUGAAGAAUUUGGAAGUGAUGCAGAAGAGGAAGAAAACAGUAAAGAGGGAUCAAAUGGUGAGGAAGAGGAUUAUGACGCUCAGUCUGAUAUAGUGAGGGAUCCAAGCAAUAGGAUCCAUUUGACAGUUGGACAAUUGUUCAGGAAUGGGCAACACUUCAGAGAAGUUCUGAAGGAUUAUGAAGUGCAAGAAUGUUUUAAGACGUUGAAGAUAAAAAAUGAGGGUAAAAAAGUGAGUGCAAUUUGUGCAGGAAAAGGGUGUCCAUGGAAGAUAUAUGCUUCACGUUUAAAAGAUGGCAUUACAUUUGCUAUCAAGAUAUUUACUCCCACUCACACAUGUGUGAAAUUGGUUAGAAAUAAGGAAGUAAGUGCACGCUGGAUAGCAGGAAAGAUUGGGUCCAAAAUUAGAUCAGACCCAGAUAUGAGUAUGAAAACCAUGGAACAACUGUUGAGUGAUCAGUAUGCAUUGGACACCUGCAAUAUGCAAUUGUAUAGGGCUAAAUGGAUUGCCCUAGGGGAAGAUAGUUCAAGUCAUAAAAAAACAUUUAGGAGACUGGAAAGUUAUGCAGACAUGAUAAUGAGAGCAAAUAUUGGGAAUCAAGUAGCGAUAGAAUAUCAGAAUGGAUUCCAACAUGGACUGGUACAGAGUGAAUUAUUCAGAGAUGAAUAUAGAGUAGAUCGUCAGUUCAGGCGUUUAUUUGUAUGUUUUAAUGCUUGGUUUCAAGGUUUUUUGAAGGGAUGCAGGCCAUUCUUGGGCCUUGAUGGAUGUCAUUUGAAGGAAAUAUAUGGUGGAGUUCUUGUAUCUGCUGUUUCAAUGGAUGAAAACAAUGGCAUGUAUCCAAUUGCUUACGGUGUGCUUGAGAAUGAAUCCAUUGACAGUUGGUUAUUCUUUCUCAGUUGCUUACAUGAUGCCAUAGGUCUCGUCACACCUACAGGACUUCCAUAUACAUUUAUGACAGAUAAACAGAAGGGUCUCAUUGAAGCUAUUGCAAAAUUAUUCCCUGAGGCACACCAUAGGCAUUGCUGCAGACACCUAUACAAUAACUUCAAGUCACGAUGGGGUAAUGGCAUUUAA